Molecule: messenger RNA, 2068 nt
Organism: Pogona vitticeps (central bearded dragon)
Lineage: Eukaryota; Metazoa; Chordata; Lepidosauria; Squamata; Agamidae
Product: histone-arginine methyltransferase CARM1
Biological process (GO): peptidyl-arginine methylation, to asymmetrical-dimethyl arginine; chromatin remodeling
Molecular function (GO): histone H3R2 methyltransferase activity
Source: RefSeq, a predicted model, not a curated record
CGAGCUUUACGUACCUGAGCCGCGCGCGGGGAGCUGUGCGUGCGCGCCAGCAAAAAUCUUGGCUGGCGGGAUCCUCGCAAGGGGAGGUGGAGGAAGACCGGGCGGGGUGGGUGAGUCGGGGGAGAGAACUCCGCUCCUGGUUCGCUGCAAAUGUCAGAGCGAAGUAGGAGGCGUCUCAGAUGGGGAGCCUGUUUACCAGGGGAAGCCCAGCCGCAGCAGCCCCCGUUCCUUUCCCCCCCGUUCCCUCUCCUGGGUGGGUUCCGUUCCUAGCCGAUCGCGAGAAGAGCGGAGAGGCGCCCGGCCGAGACGCCACCUGCGCCCCGCGCACGUAGGACGCGGCCCUCUUUUCCCGCACACACACCCCCAACCCGCCUCCUGCCCGCGGCUUCGUGGCUGGCCGGGCUGAGAAAGGAGCCCGUCCAUGGCUGCCUCUGCGCCGCCCCGCCCGCUCCAGUACAGCGUGAGGCUGCGCUUCCUCGGCGAGGAGCAGCUCCCGGAGGGGCUCCCGCUCGGCGCCCCGAGUCCGAAGGCGCUCCGGCUGGAGGUGCAGCCGCGCGAGGGCGACGCCGCUUUGACGGUGACAGACGCUGAUGGGGUCUGUGUGUUCAAAUGCCUGGUUAACAAAGAUACAGAAUACUGCCGUGUGGGAAGAGAAUCUGUUUUGAUAACAAUUGGUUACAACAGUGCCUUACUGCAGUUCAGGUCACAUUCUGAAUAUAGCCUGUUUUCUACUGCUCUGAAGAAUUGCAGGAAUCAGACAAAGGAGCACUCCGUGUUCAAUCAGAGAACAGAAGAAUCCUCUGCAGCUCAGUAUUUUCAGUUUUAUGGCUGCUUGUCGCAACAGCAGAAUAUGAUGCAAGAUUUUGUGAGGACAGCCACAUAUCACAGAGCAAUACUACAGAACCAUAUUGAUUUUAAAGAUAAGGUGGUCCUAGAUGUUGGCUGUGGAUCAGGAAUCCUUUCAUUUUUUGCUGUCCAAGCUGGAGCUAGAAAAGUCUAUGCUGUUGAAGCCAGUGCAGUGGCAAAAUAUGCUGAGAUUCUAGUGCGAAGUAACAAUCUUGUUGACAAGAUCAAUGUUCUGUCAGGAAAAAUUGAGGAAAUCUCCCUGCCUGAGAGCGUAGAUGUUAUCGUUUCUGAACCCAUGGGCUACAUGCUUUUCAACGAAAGAAUGCUAGAAAGUUACCUCCAUUCUAAGAAAUGGCUGAAGUCAAAUGGAAUGAUGUUUCCAACAUUUAGUGACAUUCAUUUGGCUCCUUUUUCCGAUGAACAGCUCUACAUGGAACACUACUCCAGAGCCAAUUUUUGGUACCAGCAGUGUUUUUAUGGAGUCAAUCUGUCUAGUCUCCGCAAUGCAGCUGUGGAUGAAUAUUUCAGGCAGCCAAUUGUAGACACAUUUGACAUUAGAAUUUUAAUGGCCCGGACAGUGAAGUACACUGUCAACUUUAUAGAGGCUGAAGAAGAAGAUUUACACAGAGUGGAAAUCCCCUUUGUUUUCCAGAUGAUGCAGUCUGGUCUAAUCCAUGGCUUGGCAUUUUGGUUUGAUGUGGCAUUUGUUGGCUCACUGUUGACAGUUUGGCUAUCAACUGCUCCAACAGAACCCCUGACUCACUGGUAUCAAGUCCGUUGCCUUCUUCAGACUCCUCUCUUUGCCAAGGAAGGGGAAACACUUUCAGGAAAAGUCCUGUUUGUAGCAAAUAAACGGCAGAGUUAUGAUAUCCAGAUUGUGGCUGCAGUGGAUGAGACGGGUUUUAAAUCAGGCAAUAUCCUUGAUUUAAAGAAUCCAUUUUUUAGGUAUGCUUAGAUUAUAUGCUGUACAUCUGCUGGAGGAACUGCCAGGAUUUUCACAUCUACCAAGUAGCCCUUGAUGAGUUACAGAGGAGAAUACUGGACAUGCUGCUGCUUCUGUGAAAUUGAUUUGUAUGUAAUGAAAGGUAUUGCAAAUUAUAUACAAAAUUAUUUGUGUAUUUUUCAAACCAACAUCUCAACCCUAAAACAAGUACCGUAUUUUUCGCUCCAUAAGACACACCUUUCCAUAAGACGCACCAAUUUUUAGGAGAAGAAAACAGAA